Messenger RNA from Amaranthus tricolor (Joseph's coat), 2092 nucleotides. RefSeq lists its product as uncharacterized. Lineage: Eukaryota; Viridiplantae; Streptophyta; Magnoliopsida; Caryophyllales; Amaranthaceae. Bases 137 to 661 code for a protein of 174 amino acids. The record is from RefSeq and is a predicted model, not a curated record. The transcript has 5 exons.
UAAGUAUUCAAAACCCAAACCCUAAUCUCAAUGUUAAUUUCCGCAUUUUGAUUUUAUUCAAGACUAGCUAAUACACUUUUCAAUUCCCACAUUUUGUAGCACAAAUUUUGCAAACAAUCACUCUUCCAGAUAAGUUAUGUCACAAGCCAUAGGUCAUGGAGUCAGCAGUCUAACAUUUCUAUUGCCAGUAACAUGUAAAGCAAAGUCAAGAACAAGCUCCAAGGGAAAGUUCAAACCUGUAAAGAUUGUGGAUAGAGAAGAGGCUAAGCUGCAGAAAGAUGGUGGGUUUGGAGAUAAGAAGAAGGACCCAUUGUGGCAGUGUAUUCAAGGAUGUGGGGCCUGCUGUAAGCUUGAAAAGGGUCCCACUUUUGCAACCCCUGAAGAGAUUUUUGAUAAUCCUUCUGAUAUUGAGCUUUACAAAAGUUUGGUAGGUGCAGAUGGAUGGUGCAUAAACUUUGAUAAGAGCACUAGGACAUGCUCUAUAUAUGAUGAUCGGCCAUAUUUCUGUCGCGCUGAGCCAGAUGUUUUCCAGAAUUUGUAUGGAAUCAAUAAGAGAAAAUUCAACAAGGAGGCUUGCAGUUUUUGUAAAAAUACAAUAAAAGCAAUCUAUGGUGUUGAUUCGGAAGAGUUAGAUAAGUUCAACAAGGCUAUCAGAAGCUGAGGCGCGUAUGCUGGCUUGAGCGAUGUUGUAUGUCUAAUGACAAGGAACAAAGGCAAUUUCACGACUGUCAAAGUGUACAAACGAUGAGUAUAACUGUAUAAGGAAAGUCGAGUUUGUAUGAGUGGAGCUUGCUCUUUACCGGUAUAAACCCAGAUUUUCUGCUAGAGAAAGAUCUUAGUAAAUAACAGUUAUUUGUGAAGUUAACAAAUCAUCCUUUUGUGGUAAGAUUUUAUAGAGUGAGAGUUUUGUUAUUUUAAUUUAUUUUUUAAUUUUGUUUAUUUUAUUAUUAAUUUUUUUUGUCUUUUUAUGGUAAUUUACAAAUCACGGUGAUUUUAUUAAGAAUUUUUGACUUAUGAAAUUAAAAAUCAAGUAUCUUUAGCUUAACCAGAUCAUUGUAAAAAGAUCCCCUUAGUGUAAUUAAAGCAUUGUUUUUCCGAUUAGUCUUCUGAAAGGCUCUCUCUGAAAGACGUUUCUCAAAUUCGACCCAUUAAAACUUAAUUAAAUUAAAAAAUAAUAAUGGGCUGACUAAUUUAGGAAUGGUCUCUUAAAUAGAUUAUCUCUCACAAGAAUUUGUAUUGUUUUUUUGGGUCUGAAGAUGUACUGAAGUGAUACAAUAUAAAUUAUAUUUUUUGAUACUAUAAUAAAAGUUGUUUACUAGAUUAACAUCGAAGAAAAUAUUGUAUUGUUGAUGUUUUAACUAAACUUGUUUCUCCAUCAUACUUUGAUAGUCAUAUUUGAUCUUGAGGAUUGAGUAUGAAAAUUUAUGUGUUUAGGUUGUUUAAUUUAUGUUUACAAUUGUAAAGUCACUAAAAAUCCUUUAGCCUUAUAUCAUAUUUAUUAUUUGAAGUUAAUUAUCUAAUUUAGAUAUAGUAUUAAAUAAAAAAUGUUCAAAUAAUUUAUACAUUUUUCUCGAGUCUUUUGUAAUUUGUUUAAGACUAGUAUUUCUUUAUUACCAUCAUAAUUUUGAUUUGACUUUGGUAAUAUCAAACACUCUGCGGGAAAAGGAGGUUAUAAAGGCAGUUUUUAGGCUAGUUACGAUUUGAGUGGGAGUCAAUGGUUUUAAAGGAAAUAUGAGUAAGUUCUUCUCCUAAGAUAGGAUUAGCCUUUAGAUCACUUGAUGAGUUAGAAUUGUAAAGCAUAUAGCUAUGCUCAAAUGAUUAUAGAGUUAAUAAUUGUUUUACCAAAACUUGGCUAAGACCGUCUCAAAUUGAGACCAAGAGUGGGCCGACCCAAUUUGCAUGUUUAACAACAUCACACGUUUUCCCUUGUUUUUUCCAUUUUCAGGGCAUUUUUUAAUUUUGACCUUAAAAAUAUCAAUUUCAACUAAAGUAAUACUUAAACAUAUCAAUUAAAGUAAAAAAUUUCAAUUUGAACCUAUAAGUGAUCAAUUUUGACGUUAAACUGACCAAUUUCUACCUAAAUAUGAUUUUG